Danio rerio (zebrafish) is the source of this 483-nucleotide messenger RNA. It is a transcript of the gene cox7a2a, whose product is annotated as cytochrome c oxidase subunit 7A2a. Lineage: Eukaryota; Metazoa; Chordata; Actinopteri; Cypriniformes; Danionidae. The record is from RefSeq and is marked provisional. Gene Ontology annotation, cellular component: mitochondrial inner membrane; respiratory chain complex IV. Gene Ontology annotation, biological process: mitochondrial electron transport, cytochrome c to oxygen; mitochondrial respirasome assembly; regulation of oxidative phosphorylation.
AGAAGAAGGAAGUGACAUUUUCAAGUGUCCUUGUGCUGCUGCGGUUUCCUGAUCACUGCGCUCAAAAGACGAACUUUUCACCAUGUUUAGGCACUUAAGGACGCUGCAGCAGAUCUCCAGGCGAACCAUAUCCAGUAGUGCACGCAGACAGCUGGAGAACAAAGUCCCUAACAAGCAGAAGUUGUUUCAGGAAGACAAUGACUUACCUGUUCAUCUGAAGGGGGGGCUUACAGAUGGCCUCUUGUACAGGCUAACAAUGGCCCUUACUAUCUUUGGCAGUGGUUAUGUGGUGUACACAUUGUUCGACGCAGCGAUGCCCAAGAAGAAGGAUUGAACAUGCCUCUCUAUUCAUGUGUCUGAGCUGUGGAGAUCUCCGGCCCUCAGAAAUAUGUCCUGUCAGUUAUUUUGAGUACAUUGGAUUCAUAUUUAUUGAUUGUUCUGUAAAGCGCAAUCAUUAUGUAAUAAAAUAUUCCACUGUUCUGA